Messenger RNA from Ipomoea nil (Japanese morning glory), 1816 nucleotides. RefSeq names its product amino acid permease 6-like. Gene Ontology annotation, cellular component: plasma membrane. The transcript has 7 exons. The record is from RefSeq and is a predicted model, not a curated record. Lineage: Eukaryota; Viridiplantae; Streptophyta; Magnoliopsida; Solanales; Convolvulaceae. The coding region runs from base 243 to 1679 and encodes 478 amino acids.
UUAAUUAGUUCUUCAAGUUUUACAAAAUUAUACUUGUAAUUUCCUCAUUACUCUACCUUUGACUUCCAACUCCCCUCUAUCACUCUCUCUCUCUCUUUCUCUCUCCAAAUAUUAUUUUUAUAAGUCAAACACUUUGCUCCCAAUCUCCAUAUAUACCCAUAUUCCCCGCAUUGCUAGAGUGGUGAAGAGAUCAAUAAACAAGGCAGGAGAAAAAAAAAAAAAAAAAAAAAACAUCAUUCGCAAUGGCAGGAGACAAGAAUCCCAUGUAUGUGGAGCAGUCCCUAGAGAAUGGGGAAACCCAAAAGAAUUUCGACGACGACGGGCGACAUAAAAGAACCGGGACGUUGCUGACGGCGAGUGCCCACAUAAUCACCGCCGUGAUAGGCUCCGGCGUGCUGUCUUUAGCAUGGGCUAUAGCUCAGCUGGGUUGGGUCGCCGGCCCCGCCGUUCUCAUGGCCUUUUCUUUCAUCACUUACUUCACCUCCACCUUGCUCGCCGACUGCUACCGCUCCCCCGGCCCUACCGGCGGCAAGAGAAACUACACUUACAUGGACGUCGUCCGCUCUCACCUAGGAGGUGUGAAGGUGCAACUCUGUGGGCUGGCUCAGUAUGCAAAUCUCGUUGGGAUUACUAUUGGUUACACUAUAACUGCAUCUAUCAGCAUGGUGGCGGUGAGAAAGUCAAACUGCUACCACAGAUACGGUCAUGAGGCGGCGUGUGCCAUAUCAAAUUACCCGUUCAUGAUAAUAUUUGCGGGAAUCCAGAUUAUUCUCAGCCAGAUUCCUAAUUUCCAUGAACUCUCAUGGCUCUCUAUUCUCGCAGCUGUCAUGUCUUUCGCUUACUCAUCUAUUGGCCUUGCCCUCUCCAUUGCCAAAGUUGCAGGUGGUGGGCAUCAUGUAAGGACAAGCUUGACAGGAGUGACAAUAGGUGUUGAUGUAUCAGGGGGUGAGAAAGUGUGGAGAAGCUUCCAAGCCAUUGGUGAUAUUGCUUUCGCCUAUGCUUACUCAACUGUCCUCAUCGAGAUACAGGACACAUUGAGAUCACACCCACCAGAAAACAAGGUAAUGAAGAAAGCAUCUGGGGUUGGAGUGACCACAACCACAUUGUUCUAUGUCCUAUGUGGUUGCCUUGGCUAUGCGGCGUUCGGAAACAAUGCUCCCGGAAACUUCCUCACCGGUUUCGGCUUCUACGAGCCCUUCUGGCUGAUCGACUUCGCCAACGUCUGCAUCGCCAUCCAUCUCAUCGGCGCUUACCAGGUUUUUUGCCAACCACUAUUCAGCUUUGUCGAGUCUCGCUGCAGCCAGAGAUGGCCAGACAGCAAAUUCAUAACCGCGGAAUAUGAAGUGAAUGUCCCAUGCUUUGGCACUUGCUCCAUCAACUUCUUCAGGCUGGUGUGGAGAACAGGUUAUGUCAUAGUCACAGCCGUGGUUGCCAUGAUAUUCCCGUUCUUCAACGACUUCUUGGGGCUGAUUGGGGCCGCCUCGUUCUAUCCACUCACCGUCUACUUCCCGAUUGAGAUGCACAUCGCCCAGACCAAGAUCCCCAAGUACUCGUUCAGAUGGAUAUGGCUGAAGAUCCUGAGCUGGACUUGCCUGGUUGUAUCGCUCGUCGCUGCUGCUGGAUCCAUUCAAGGGCUCGCGUCUGAUGUCAAGACGUACAAACCUUUCAAAGCUCAAUGAGUAGCCGGAACAAAGUAAUGAACUUGUGAAAAAUGUAAUGUUAUGAAAUAAGUUAAGAACUAGUUCAUGGUAGUGAACUGCAAUGUAGUGAUGUUCAAAAAAUUUAUUAUGCAAUGUUAAAUUUAUGGAAGGGUUAA